This is a messenger RNA of Microthlaspi erraticum, 930 nucleotides long. The record is from the annotation of a GenBank genome assembly. NCBI's taxonomy places the organism in Eukaryota, Viridiplantae, Streptophyta, Magnoliopsida, Brassicales, Brassicaceae.
AUGGAUUCUUUCUAUGAAGCAUUGAAGAGAUUCAAGGAGUAUACAAGAAGCUGCCCUAACCAUGGUUUCUUUGAAGGUAACCUUUGGAAAAUCUUUUACAAUGGGAUUGAUCAUAAAUACAAGCUUUCUCUCGAUACCGCAAGUAAUGGGAACUUCAUGACCAAGUCGGUGCAGGAAGCCAAGCUUUUGAUUGAGAAUCUUGCUGUGAGUGAUGCCAAUGCCUGCCCUGACUACAAUAGAAGUGUGAAGACCACAAGCCCAUUAUCAGAAUCAGCUCAAAUCUCGGAACUAAAGAACAUAGUUUCACAACUACUAAAGGGCCGACAAGGAGUUCAUGCCAUUGAAGACGCCUUAGCUACCAAUGAAGACCCUCUCAUGGAGUUUAUUGGAGAUGCCACCGAGGAGAAUCAAGAGGAGCCUAAGAAGAAAGUAUAUCCCACAGGAAUCUAUCAAGUGAAGCAGCCAUUCACUUUCCCUCAAGGAGCUACUUCGGCUCAACAAGAAGAGAAGGUUGAUGUCGCAUUAAAGAAGUACAUGGAGGAGCAAAGGUUGAUAACCAAGAACCUUUAUGAGAAGCUUGAUCACAUGUUUGGUGAUCUCAGCAGCAAGUUUGGGUCUCUCUUAACUCAUGUCCAGAAGCUAGAGGUACAAAUCGCUCAAACAGCCGAGGCGGCUAAGAAGCAACAUGAGGGAAACCCUCAAAAGUUUUGUAGUGUUGUCUUGUCUAAGGUGAACCAGAUUGUUCCCACACUAUCUCAAGGGAAAGCAGAAGAAUAUGAGUAUAAGGAGAGGCAAAAGCCGGGUAGAUACACAUGGGAAUCAAGAAGAGCUUACAAGAGAAGACUAGAAGGCAAGCCACUACCAAAGCUAGAAUAUCCGGGGAAGUUUGUGAUCACUUCUUGCAUCAAUGGCUAUCAACUCAAUGAUUGA